Amaranthus tricolor (Joseph's coat) is the source of this 1300-nucleotide messenger RNA. RefSeq names its product gibberellin-regulated protein 2-like. NCBI's taxonomy places the organism in Eukaryota, Viridiplantae, Streptophyta, Magnoliopsida, Caryophyllales, Amaranthaceae. The record is from RefSeq and is a predicted model, not a curated record. The transcript has 3 exons. The coding region runs from base 14 to 349 and encodes 111 amino acids.
UACAUUAUUUAAGAUGUUUGGCAUUUUUUCAAGAAUACUUCUCAUUAUCAUUUCUAUUAUUUGUUUUGUCCUUUCACAUAAGUUGGAGGUAUGCGGUGCAGAACAUGCGCUUCCUACUCAACCAAUAAUCCCCGCAAAUCCUGAUAGUUUUAUGGGUGCUAACAUAGAUUGUAAGGGAAGAUGUCAUUAUCGAUGCAGUGUAGCAUCAAGAUAUAGAACUUGUCUUAGAGAUUGUAGCACUUGUUGUCAGCGCUGUAAUUGUGUGCCACCAGGAACUUCUGGCAAUGCAAACACUUGCCCUUGUUGGGCUGAUAUGACCACCAAAAAAGGUCGAAAGAAGUGCCCUUGAAUCUUCCAACACCCAAGAUGUGCCUAGCUACUAUGCAAAUUUCAUCAACACUAUGUUGUUUAAGUAAAUUUAUUACUAAUAGCAUAAGAUGACUACCUUCUUCAUGUAUGUAUAAAUUGAGAUUGAACUUGUUGAAUUUCUCAAAAAAAUUAUCCUUUAACUUUUCAAGAAACACUUCAUUAUUACUCCUUCUGUCCUUUUAAGUUUACAGCAUAUGACUCAAAUAUAUGAGAGUUUGUUAAGUCUUUAGUGCAAACUUAAAAACACAUAGAGAUCAGAGUAGUUAUUGUCAUUAUCAUGUUAUCUCAUGGCAUAUUGUGUGAGACACAUUUUGUUUAUAUAGUUGAAUUGUUUUCUUAUGAUUUGUUGUGUGUGUUUGACUAUAGCUGAUCAUACAACCAAAAGUUAAAAGAUUAUAAUUUAUAGCUAAUACUUUCAGAUUUUAGUCCUAGAGUAAGUUAGAAUUAAACACAAGAAAAUAGGAGAUCUAAAUUGAUUUGCAGUUUACUAAAGGAUAAACAAUAAUAGAGAAUAAAAGUUACUUUUAAAAUAAUGUAAGCCAUAUAUAAAAACUUGAAUUAUAAGUUGGUUGAUAUCAAUAUUAUGAUGGCUAAGGAUAUAAAAAAAAAGCAUCCAUUGCAUACUAAACAUGUUAUUAAGCUUAAAGCUUGGAUUGAAAGACAAAAAAGUAGUUUCAUAUCUCAUUAGAAAUAAAACCAUGGCCAACCACCAUCUGUAAAGUCCAAUCAUGAAGAAACCAUCAAUUAAAACCCUAAUAUACAUCUGCGACAAGUAAAGAAAUAAUUUUUGUCAAUCAUAAUUAAAUUUUAUCAUUUAAUUAAGAACCAGAAUGCAAGGAUUCAUUCGUUUUACCCCUAGAUUGAAACUUGGCCAAACAUGGUGAUUUGUAAAGCCAUAAUAUAAUUUAAUUAAAAGGCAUAAAGAAAAUGA